Pollicipes pollicipes is the source of this 2157-nucleotide messenger RNA. Its product is annotated as serine/threonine-protein phosphatase with EF-hands 2. The record is from RefSeq and is a predicted model, not a curated record. Lineage: Eukaryota; Metazoa; Arthropoda; Thecostraca; Pollicipedomorpha; Pollicipedidae. Gene Ontology annotation, molecular function: calcium ion binding. The transcript is spliced from 3 exons. The coding region runs from base 11 to 436 and encodes 141 amino acids.
GGUGGCCGUGAUGGAGCGACACUGCUCAUCUACCAUCCCCUGGCGCACGCUGCGCGAGAAGAUUGUGGCGGCGAAGAGCAACGGUCAGAUCCCCUACGUGGAGACAUUCUCCGAGGCCCCGCGGCCGACCGGCCCACGAGCGAGCACGCAGGAGAGCCCGAGCGUCGUGGAGGCGCUCUACCGCAACAGGGACCGGCUAGAGACCAUCUUCCGGAUUCUGGACAAGGACCACUCUGGGUUCCUCUCAUUGGACGAGUUCGCCGACGCCUGCUCCCUCCUACGGAACUACCUGUGCGAGCCGAUCCCAUACGACGAGAUGGUCAACAUGGCCAGAAGCAUGGACAUCAAUAAGGACGGCUUCAUCGACUUCAACGAGUUCCUGGAGACCUUUCGGCUGGUUGACAUGGAGGGGAGUUAUGCCGUGGAGGACGCGUGACAUUGAAAGCCGACAACAUCUGCCCGAUAUCGGUUGGUGGACCCGUGCAAUAUGUGCCGUCACAUCAAGAGGAACCAAACCGAGAUCUCUUGAAUGCGUUAUGCCGAAAAGCGCGCCGUAUAUCUACAUAAAUAUACCACGUGCCGGUCCAACGUGCUGGUUACACGUGAGAUGUAUCGGUCUUGUCGAAGGUGAGAAGCUUCCUGAAUGUGAGGAGUGCUGCUGAUUGCUUUUAUUCAGCAAAUAAUGCCGUUCCUCUUGGCCUCGGUCUGAAUGAACUGUAUUUUCUUAUCAGCUCCCACUACGCCCGAAGCAGAGUCAGGCAGGAUUGAGUGAUCUAUCGCCAUCAACAUUGCUGUGACCUGGGUGGCAACUUCGUACUGCGAGUAUGUAUUGCUUUGUGAUGACUUGCCAAAGCGCGCAGUUGUUUGCUAUUGUCGGUAGCCCAUUGGAUGGAUUGAGGGUGACAAAGAAUGACCGGAACGUUAGGAUUGAGGGUGGAAGUUUUUGUUAGUACAUCUAGCGUCUUGAUAUCCAUGCGUUUACGGUCCCCGUACCUGCUUACCCGUGCUGUACACUUGUAGGGCGUCGUACACUCUGACCAAUGUGUGACAUGCAUACGACAGACUUCGCGUUCUAGGAACCGCGUUCAAGGUUCCUGCCUCCGACAGCCAACUGGUGCCAGGUUCAGAAAACCAGGCUGACACAGGGCCGGCCAUGCUGCGGAAUUGUUUGCCAUUGCACCAUGACAAAUGAACCCAUCCUCAAGAAAGCACCGCCGGAUUUUAAGAAGUGUCGUCAGCGAAACUGAGAUGAAACGGGCUUAACCAGCAUUCUGACAGCGAAAGCAUGCCUGCAAAACAUUCGGAAUACGUCUUCUAUCCAUCUAAAUAAGCGCGCUCGUUCAAAGUUUUGCAGCAUUUUGACAUCAGUUGUUUUGUUUUUGAUCAUUUCUACUCUAGAGUAAAACCUGUUGGAAGAAUCUUUUGUUAUCACUGCGUCCUAUGUGUCGUCAGAGUGAUGUCAAUCCGGUACAAAGAUCGGCCGAAUUUUUGCAGGCCCUUUUCUUGUGUUUCGUCGCAUUGCUUUUCGCACCCUUGACCACAGGUAACUGUGACAAAAAACCAUGUAUGUAUUUUGCUAACUGUUCCUGACCUCUGGGAGCAAGAGGUAGAACUUCCAGCUAUUAGUAUGCAUUAAAUCAUGAACAUUCCGUGCAUUUUUUCAGAAUGUUGCGAACUCUGACGCUGUAUUUCGUGCAGAAAGCUACAGGAGGGGAAAUAGCCAAUGUUAAAAGGGUUUACUUCGUCGACAGCACGGCCUGAAGUCACGCUGGAUCAAUGUGAAAAUCAUAGCAUGCUCUCUUGUGAAUAUCUAACUUGGCGUACGGGUGAUGUUGCUGUUCAAUGGCAAUGGUGUGAGGCAUUUGAUAUGUGGUUUUUAAUCAUUCAUCCGUGAAUGAGAUGCAAUAUAUGCGUAAUUAGGCCAAAUAAUCAGAAGCCAUACUAGUUAAAUUAAAAUCCACCAAUUGCCGGAACUGUGUGAAAGGAAAGCUGCAAAAGCGAUGGCUUGCGUGUUUCAUUAGCUUCCACAUGUGUGGUUACCACGCGUUGAGAAUGUUUCACGUUUUCCAUCCUGUUGAUGUCAUCCUUGGAUGCUUUGCCUUGUGCCUGCGGUCCGCCUGCGGUGGACGACGCUCCACGCCCAACUGCUGUUGAUGU